UAAAACGUGAAUUGUAACAGUUGUUGUGGUUGCUUUUUUUGUGGAUACAAAUCAUACUCGGCAUGAUAACUGGCGCUGAGGGUAGACAAACACAUACUUUGUUGGACUUAAAAAAGCAGCAAUGGGCUAAGGAACGUGAGGAAAUCGCCCGCAUGGACGAACUUAUCUCCUCCUCCCAUCAUCAUCAGCACUCUACCAUGGCAUCUUCGCACCAUCACAAAAUCGAACGCACCUCCAUACGCACCUACUACUCGAACCUGGAUGUAAGCCAGUCGCAAACACAAAAUCACCAGCGCAGCUCACGCCAGCAACAGUUUCGCCAACAACAACAACAAAUUCCACAAGCAAUCCAGCCCUACGCACCGGAAUUGGUACCACGCUAUCCGCAACACAAUCCAAAUCCUUAUGCCGUGCCGUUGUCUCAGGCCACUAUGCAUCCGCAACAUAUGGCACGCCAGAAGCAAAAAGUACUGCGUGGCGGCAAUAGUUAUGAUUAUGAGCUCGAACGCUAUAUUGAUGUGGUAGAUGAUGAGUCUGAUUAUGAGGAUGAUGAAAUCACAGCCAGCUAUCAGCGUGGACAACCGCCAGUUAGACGUGCUUCAUUUAUGCCACGCGCACCUGGACGUCGCAAUCAUACGACCAGCAUGAUGUCACAAAUUCCAGGACAACGCAAUGCUGCCUACGAUGAGUUGAUACUACCAGGUGCUGGUCUGCAAACGGCUAAGGCGCGCAUGCAACACGCAGCACCAGUGCAUUUGCAGCAACCACAACACCCACAAAUGCGCAUACGAAGCCCGAGUUUGCCUAUUAUACGCCACGAGGACUACCGCACGCGCCAGGCGCAACAAAAGUUGGCAGGGAAGCCGAAAGGAGUAGAGAAAAUACCUACACAAGCCACACAAUUAACGCCAGCGGCAUUUGAUGGUGGAAUUCCUGUGGGUGCACCUAGCAACAUGCCGCAUCGAUCUAAUAAUGAAAACAAUCCAGGCAAUCCUGGUUGCCAGGAGGAAGACACGUCGGGCUAUCGCAGCGAUUCACCGAAAAAUGCACACACGCCAGAAAUCUGGUACAAUGAUGGCGCUAGCCUGCAAGGCAGCAGCAGCACGACGAAUAGUGGCGCUAACGGUACGGAUGGCAGUGGCGUUGGCGUUGGAGUGGGUGGAGCGCCCGUUGCUAUUGGUAGUGUGGGAGGCGUUAACGAAGUGGCCGAUGUCAUUGCGAGGCGCACAAAAAGAUCGAUAACGGGUCAACAACUUGUUCAAAACCAAAAACAACAACAAGUGCAACAAUAUGCAUGUGAUGAAGAGCAGCAGCAGCAGCAGCAGCAACAACAAAUUUUGAAUUCCACCUACGUUGUGGCACGUACGUAUAACAGCGGCAUGGAAGACAGUUGCCAGGGCAGCUAUUACAUGACGCCACAGAGUCCCUCUAACCACAGUACACGCGAUAUAUCCACUUCGAAUACCUAUCCCAUACAUCCAGGCGACCAACACGACUACUACGCAACCACAACGGCAUCACAGCAGGCACAUGAGGAACGCGAACGUGCCAAGUGGUCCAAUUACAAUAACAGCAGCGUUCAUAGCGAGUACUCGCUAAAACAGAACAUCGGUCCGAACUGGCUGAAUCGUGGGCUACACGAACUGAAAGACAGCGAAGACGAUACGCAGUCCAUGCACUCCUCUUAUAUACGCGGCCAAAACGCACCCGUAGAUCCAGUCACUAUGGCCGAGCGCAUCGAUAAACGCCGCAAAGCAGCCGAAUACCAUAACGCAAUCAAGCAGCAGCUACACGAGCGUGAAAUGCAGCGUAAAUGGGAAAUCGAACGACACAAGCAGGAGGAGAUGCUGGAAGAUGAACGCCUGCGUAGACAGGCACAACUCGAGCAAGAACGUUUGGAGUGGGAACGCCGCCAGCAAAUGGAGCGCGAACAGGUGCAACAGAAGAAGCAGCAGGUUAUGUUGGAUGCGAUCGCAAAGGCUGAAGAAGCAGCCAAGCAGGAGAAGCAACGCAAGAGAAAGCAGCGAGUGCCAGCAUUCGAGCAGGAACAAGAGAAACAUGAGCAGCCAACACAGUUGGCAGUUGGAAAUAAAGUGGCAGUAGAAACGGAAGCUAAAGAGACGUUAGCAAAAAGUAACACUAGAAAAAUGGUCAAGAGAAGUGUACCAGCAAACCAAGUAGUUGAGAAAUCUGAGCUGACUAAACAAUUUGAGGUUGGAGGGAAAACUGAAAAGCCGCAUAAAGUACAGGCAAUACGGUUGCAGAGUAUUGAAGAGCCCGCUGAGCAAUCAACGACUCCACCACCGGAUGUGGAAGAAGCAAUGAAAAUUCAAAACCGAGUAGCGCAGACAAAUGCGAAGAAUGAACAAAUGAGUCGAGAAGCGGAGGAGGUUGAGGAAGAAGAAAAAGUACUCAUUGGCACGCCCAUAAAUAUGCGUCGAAAUGUCAAGAAGAAGACCGUACACGCUGCCGAUGUGAAGAAGGAUUCCAAAAAGCAGCAGCUUUACGGCGAUGCACAAGAAAAUGUUGCAGUGAUCAUGCAACCAGCCACACUGAUCCCACUGCCCGUGACCAGCGACAUAUUUGGGCUGCAAAACGCCAUAGGUAAUUUACAAAUCGCCACCUAUUGGAUGCAGCAGCAGCUAAAACCGAACACAGCCGCUUCGACGAUGGACUUUUCUAAAACUACUGGCGAUGGCACACAACGUACGAACACCUCGAUCUCAACAGAAGAUGGCUAUCAGAUGGAAAGUGUUGUAGAGGAUGAAGGAAAGGGUGUUGUGGAAGUUGGCGUUCAACCGGUUGUUGAGAAGCAAGACCCCGACGGAAUAGUGCAUAAUGAUGGCAAAGUCGAGCGAACUAAAAAAGAGCUGGCGCUCAUUCCACUAGAGGCUGCAGGCACAGUUGACACAUCUAAACUGGCAAUUAAUCAGCAAGCACAGCAGGAUGUAGAAACACAAACGGAACUGCCACUAAAUUGUGAUCUUUGCUUGUUUCACGACAAUUUCUAUAAAGUGCUGCUAAAGCGUGAAGUUUCCACCACAACAACAACGCAAACUUCGAAAAGUAAAAGCAAACCCGCUAAAGAGGCGGACAAAGACCAAGAGAUGACGACUACCACCACUACCACAACAACCACCACCUUCAAGGCGAAGGCCAAAGACAAGGAUAAGGACAAGGAGAAGGAUAAGGAGAAGGACAAAGAUAAAGAUAAAGAUAGAGACAAAGACAAGGAACGCGACCGUACCAAGCGGAGCCAGAAGGAUGGCGGCUUACACAAUGCGAAUGUUGCCAUAAGCACGCACAAUAACAACAACCACAAGGUAGACGAUCGACCUAAGUGGGGUGUGAAUCGGCCUGUCGUGCAAUAUGUAAAGGCUAGCGAACGCGACCCAUUCUAUUUACGUAACAAGAAGAAGCAUAACAAUAAUCAACACGUCAAACCGUCACGCUCACAGUCGGUUGAUGCACGCCUAGAUAAUGCAAUCGCCGACACUGAAGAUGGCGGAGAGUUGCGUGGUGCAGAUAGCGCUUGUGAAGACGAAGGCACGUCAAAUGUGGAAGAGGGUUUCUUACUGAAAGCGCGUAAUGUUUGCACUGAAAUUUUACCCAUCAAGACGGAUGAGAAAGGACGCAUAUUCUUGAACUUUCACGAAGCGAGCGCCAUUAUGAACGAGGAUGAAAUCAAGGAUAAGCUGCGUCAACGGUAUUUUAACUUUGGUCGAAUAUUGCCGCGGCGUAGUUGGGCCUCGGCAACGCAGCAGGGUUUGCAAUUUCGAGCAGUGGCAGCGACCGCGGUGGCAACACAACCAACCGCACAUCUAGCCGAUGAUUAG
Messenger RNA from Anastrepha obliqua, 3836 nucleotides. RefSeq lists its product as uncharacterized. Gene Ontology annotation, cellular component: cilium; microtubule. The coding region runs from base 63 to 3836 and encodes 1257 amino acids. NCBI's taxonomy places the organism in Eukaryota, Metazoa, Arthropoda, Insecta, Diptera, Tephritidae. The transcript has 3 exons. Gene Ontology annotation, molecular function: microtubule binding. The record is from RefSeq and is a predicted model, not a curated record. Gene Ontology annotation, biological process: cilium assembly.